CCUUUUCAGUGACGACCAAUCAAGUUCAAGCUUUAGGAGGCCCCUCCAGGAUAGGGAUCCCAGAAGUAUCCUAACCCUGUUCAAGUAUUUGAAGGCAGUGGCUUUCCUGUGGUUUGGUUGGUGAUGAAAACAGCACGAGGCAGUAGCAUGCCAAAUAUCUCUGAUUUCCCUGAAGAUCCCAGAUCAAAUCUCGGCAUGCCACUCUCCUCAUCAGCUGCCACCUCUUACCAGCAGGGCUGCAUCCGGAUGACCCUGGAGAACUCGGAGCUCUGGAAGUCUUUUCACGCCAUCGGAACAGAGAUGAUAAUAACCAAACACGGAAGGAGAAUGUUUCCACACUGCAGCAUAAGCCUAGCUGGGCUUCAACCUUAUGCAAACUAUGUCAUCAUGGUGGACAUAGUCCCGGCAGACAGCUUCAAAUACAAGUGGAAGAAGGAGCAGUGGGAGGUCGCAGGGAAGUCUGAGCCCCAGCCCCCGUGUCGGACAUACAUUCACCCCGACUCCCCCGCCGUUGGAAGUCACUGGAUGAAGCAGUCGUUGUCCUUCCUCAAGAUGAAGCUCACCAACAACACCUUGGAUCAGCAUGGCCAUAUGAUCCUUCACUCCAUGCAUCGCUACUACCCACGCUUUCACGUGAUACAGGCAGACAGUCCACACACCGUGUGUUGGGGUUCCUUCCAGACCUUCUCGUUCCCAGAGACGGUCUUCACAGCUGUUACGGCUUACCAAAACCCAAAGAUUACCAGACUGAAGAUUGACCAUAAUCCAUUUGCAAAAGGAUUUAGGGAAGGAGGGACCCACACUCAAAGUAAAAGGUGUCGUUCAAACAAAGGUUCCCCUGCAAAAGAGUCCACAGAAGACAGGAAAAGCCUUUGUAACAGUGCAGCAGGCCUGCAGAGGAUGCCCUCCACCUCUCAGUCAGCCCAGGCCGGGAAGAAGCAGGCCUCCACGCAGCAAUCACUGAAGGCGGGUCACCUUUCCCCGUGGUCCCUGGAGCCGGACUUGUCAGACAGCAUGCACACUGAGGCCCUGGAGCUGCAGGAGUACGACAACAGCUGCGAGGAGCAGAUGGUUCCUGCAUCCAUGGCAUACCAGCCUUACAGAUUCCCAUUACCUCCUGGUAACCGAGACCCAACAGAGGCCCUCUUCCACGCUCCUCCUCACCCACUGUCCACAGUGGAGCCCGGUACCCAGCAACAGGAAUACCGCUACAGUCACCAACAGGGCCACCACAGAAACCCAGCAGACUGGAGCCAGUACCCACUUUUCUCCUACUCCCGCUGGUGAACCUUGAUACCAUUCAGUGAUGUCCUGGUCAGAAGAGGGGCCUUAGCUAUAUUUUGACUAAAUAAAGUUGAGCAAACAUUGAAAAUACUUGGCUUUUUCUGCCAGUUUAGGAAUGCUGGGACAUUCUCUCUCUCCAUGUUCCUGUACACUGCCUGCAAAAAGUUUUUUGGUUUUUUUUAACAUGCUAUUAGGCUGUAGCCUAUUUGUACUCACUUUGAAUUACACACAUGUGAAGUAUUUAUAUAAAUAGGUGACUGCUGAAGGCUACACUGUAUUUUAUUUUGUGGUAUCACAGCAAAACUGAAUUACCUCCACGUGUUUCAGAUUCAGAGUGUUUAUUCGUUAAGGAUUUUGAAACAAUGGACCCAUUUCUGGCCACUUCACAAUUUUGAUAUUCUUCCCUGAUGAUCCGCCACAUAAAAUCCAAUAACGUUUGGGGUUGUAUUGUGGCAAAAAGUUUAAAGGCUAUGAAGACGAGGCACUGCAUUCGAGAGGCAACCUUUAGUUUUCAGAAUCAGAAUCAGAAAUACUUUAAUAAUCCCAGAGGGAAAUUUACAUGAUUUCUGCUGAUAUUUAGGGUUUAACAGCUAUACAGAAGCAUAUGUCGCUAGGCUGAUAGAUGAUAACGUAAAAUAAGGGGGUGUGGGGAAAAGGUCACCCAAGAAGUUUAAAUGGCAGCUAACCUGUGGUUACACUGCAAUAAUUUUGUUGGUAACAACCUGGGAUCAAUUUGUCCAUUUGGACCCUCAUUUGGUACCUACGUGUUGCAUGUUUGUCCCUUACUGCUUGCCUUUUUUUUUUACCCAUAAAUGAAGCAAUUGGCGCCCCUCUACUUGAACUAUUGCAUUUUUGUUUGCAGCUAAAUGUUUUAGUCAAUUCAUGCAAAUAAAGUCACGAGGAUUGGAAAUGUCACGUUUAAUUAAACUGUGAAUUUGUUUGGGAAAAUGUUUAAAACUUCACCUUAUGACCAUUUCCUUUGUCCCUUAUCCCCAUUCGAGCAAGUCGACUUUUCAAACAUCACGAGUUCCCAUCAAAACUGGAAAGAAAAUGAUUAACCUGUUGCUUUUAAAUACUAUUUACUGAAGACAUAUCACCAUAUUUCCAUACAGUAGGUUAUUAAUAGAUUAUAGCCAAAUGCAGUAGAUUUUUCAGAGCGCACAUUUCCAGGGUCUAAAGUAUAAGCCAUUAUACUGAUAGGCAAAUUAAAUGUGCUGAUUUGUAUCAGUCUUGCACAACUGUCAUGUUGGACAGCUCUGUACCGCGGCUUCAAAACAGUAAAACCAGGAAGUGCCCAUUAAACAU
Molecule: messenger RNA, 2589 nt
Organism: Fundulus heteroclitus (mummichog)
Lineage: Eukaryota; Metazoa; Chordata; Actinopteri; Cyprinodontiformes; Fundulidae
Product: T-box-containing protein TBX6L
Exons: 9
Coding region: 124-1287 (387 amino acids)
Biological process (GO): cell fate specification; regulation of transcription by RNA polymerase II; heart morphogenesis
Cellular component (GO): nucleus
Molecular function (GO): DNA-binding transcription factor activity, RNA polymerase II-specific; RNA polymerase II cis-regulatory region sequence-specific DNA binding
Source: RefSeq, a predicted model, not a curated record